ACUGCUGAGGCUGCGCGGAGGAACCGCCCAGAAGUUUGUUUUCACCUGAGGCCCAGACGCUGGUGGCGGCAGCGGGACCGGUCGCGGCUCCACCAUGGCUGUGCGACAGCUGCUGGGCCGCGGCCUGCAGCUGAGUCGAGCACUGCUGCUGCGCUUCACGGCCAAGCCCGGCGCGGCCUACGGCUGGGGGCGGCCUGGCCCGGCGGCAGGUUGGGGUCGUGGAGAGCGCGCGGGCCGGGCCCCGGGGCUCGGCGCAGAGGCGCGUGGGUUCGGGCUCGGGCUCCCCGAGCGCUACCGCUUCUUCCGCCAGUCGGUGGCCGGGCUGGCGGCUCGACUGCAGCGGCAGUUCAUGGUGCGGGCCCGGGGCGGCGCGGGCCCUUGCGGCCGAGCGGUCUUUUUGGCCUUCGGGCUGGGGCUGGGCUUCAUCGAGGAAAAGCAGGCAGAGAGCAGGCGGGCAGCCUCAGCCUGCCAAGAGAUCCAGGCAAUUUUUACCCAGAAAAACAAGCCAGUUCCUGUCCCGCUAGACAUGCGAUGCUGGCAGGGCUUCCGGCUGGAGGACUAUCUGAUUGGACAGUCCCUUGGCAAGGGCUGCAGUGCUGCCGUGUAUGAAGCCACCCUGCUUACAUUACCCCAGUACCUAGAGAAGACAAAGAGCACCAGGCUGCUUCCAGGGAGAGGCCCAGACGUCAUCCCACAUGGAGAGGAUGAACAGGCUGCAGGGGCCCCAGCCUUUCCCCUCGCCAUCAAGAUGAUGUGGAACAUCUCGGCGGGCUCUUCCAGCGAAGCCAUCUUGAGCAAAAUGAGCCAGGAGCUGGUCCCAGCUAGUCGAGUGGCCUUGGCUGGGGAGUAUGGAGCAGUCGCGUACAGAAAAUCCAAGGGAGGUCCCAAGCAGCUUGCCCCACACCCCAACAUCAUCCGAGUUUUCCGCGCCUUCACCUCCUCGGUGCCACUGCUGCCAGGGGCCCUCGAUGACUACCCAGAUGUGCUGCCCCCUCGUCUCCACCCCAAAGGCCUAGGCCAUGGACGCACACUGUUCCUCGUUAUGAAGAACUAUCCCUGCACCCUGCGCCAGUACCUUCACAUGAGCACUCCGAGCCCCCACCUGGCCACUGUGAUGACCCUGCAGCUGUUGGAAGGUGUGGACCAUCUGGUUCAGCAGGGCAUUGCACACAGAGACCUCAAGUCUGACAACAUCCUCGUGGAGCUGGAUGCAGACGGCUGCCCCUGGCUUGUGAUCUCUGAUUUUGGCUGCUGCCUGGCUGAUGAGAACAUCGGCCUGCAGUUACCUUUCCCCAGCUGGUACGUGGAUCGGGGCGGGAACGGCAGCCUGAUGGCUCCUGAGGUGUCCACGGCGUAUCCUGGCCCCAGGGCAGUGAUUGACUACAGCAAGGCCGAUGCCUGGGCAGUAGGAACAAUCGCCUAUGAAAUCUUUGGGCUCACCAAUCCCUUUUACGGCCAAGGCAGCACCUACCUAGAAAGCCGAAGUUACCAAGAAGCUCAGCUGCCUGCACUGCCCGAGUCAGUGCCUCUAGACAUGAGACGGCUGGUGAGGGCACUGCUCCAGCGAGAGGCCAGCAAGAGACCAUCUGCCCGAGUGGCUGCAAAUGUGCUUCAUUUAAACCUCUGGGGUGGAGACAUUCUAGCCUUUAAGAAUCUGAAAUUAGACAAGAUGAUCAGCUGGCUCCUCCAGCAGUCAGCUGCCGCACUGCUGACUGACAGGCUGACAGAGAAGACCUGCAUGGAAACGAAGCUGAAGACCUUGUUCCUGGCUAACCUGGAGUGUGAGGCGCUCUACCAGGCGGCCCUCCUCCUCUGCUCGUGGCGGGCAGCUCCCUGACUACAGCUGGCACAUUACUAAACGACUUGGCAGCAUCUGUGUGCUGACGGUGUGUGAGUGCGAGGGAGGGGCUUGGCUGGUAGGGUGCAAGUCAGGAGAAGCUGGUGUGGGGGCUGGUCAGCCAGAGAAGGCUUCAGGUUUGGCCACCGGGAGGAACUGAGUCGAACUUUAGUCUGUGGUCACUGACUCCAGCUGUGUGGUGUCCCAUAACCUGUGUGGACUUAAGCUGUCCUGCCUGUGAAAUCAAGACGCUAGUCUAAACGAGGCAUUGGCAACUCCUGGAGAGGGCCAGAUAGUACAUUAAGUUGUUAUAACUACUCAAUUCUGUCAUCAAAGCACGAAAGCAGCCUAUGUAAACACAUGAGGAUGGCUGCAUCCCAGCAAAGCUUCAUUUAUGGGCCCUCAAAUUUGAUUUUCAUGUGUCUCCAAGUUCUUCCAUUUUUUCAACCAUGAAGAAGCAUGAAAACCUUAUACUUGGUGGCCAGAUUGCCAACCCCUGGUCUAGACACCUUCACAAGACCUAAGUCUAAAAAAAUAAUGCUAACUGAUCACUAGGUCUCUUUAUCAACGCUAAAGAUGAGAGUUCUCUGCAUACAGAUCCAAAGGAACGCAUUCUCUGCACCAGUGGAGAAGUUACACUGGGUGCCUCUGCUGCCCACCAGAAAGCCUCAUCUUAAAACCCCAGGUCUGUCCUCACAGAUCUCCCAAAGUGAACACCAUCUGAUCUGUUAGAGCAGCUGUGGUGAGGGGCUUGGACCUAUGCCUGGAUCAGAAAGGAUCUAAGCCAAGACGGUGUCUGUGGGUGGUGGAGGUUGUAACAUUCACCCCCAGCUCCAGGGAUGGGCUGUGGCUUGUCUGCAAAGGGUGGCCACAGGACCAAGCUGGCAUGUGCCUCCUGGGCUGCGGCAAACCUUUGUGCAGGUCAGUAUUUCAGGCAUCAGCAAGAAGAACUACAAAGGCCAGGAGGUGGCAAACCUGCACACUGAUGGGGUGCACCUGAGAAAGCAUUCCCAUAGUGCUGCCGAAUUAAUCUGGCUCAGUUAAAAUCAUGGCUGGAAAUUAACAAUGUGGUGUUUUAAACUCAUUGAUUUACCUUUGGACUAACAUUUCUUACAUGAAUUGUGAGACAUGAAGCCAAGUUUAUAAUGCAGAAUACAUAUGUGCCGAACUAAA
Heterocephalus glaber (naked mole-rat) is the source of this 3010-nucleotide messenger RNA. RefSeq names its product PTEN induced kinase 1 (gene Pink1). Lineage: Eukaryota; Metazoa; Chordata; Mammalia; Rodentia; Bathyergidae. Gene Ontology annotation, biological process: protein phosphorylation; positive regulation of mitochondrial fission; regulation of apoptotic process. Gene Ontology annotation, molecular function: ATP binding; protein serine/threonine kinase activity. Gene Ontology annotation, cellular component: mitochondrion. The record is from RefSeq and is a predicted model, not a curated record.